AAAACUAUGUUCAGCUGGUAAAGUCAUUUCAACGUAAAAAUGCUCCGUGCGUUUUAACUUGCUGCUUAUAACAAAAUUACUUGGGCCUGACUGAAACAAAACAUCGUAUGGCUUUUUCUUUGGGCUUAGAAUAAGCGUUAAGGGAAACGGUGCCGAAAUGUUUCUGCAGAUUCAAAACCAAAACAAUUUUCUUAAUCUGCAUUUAACAACCUGUCUGAGUGACUGGGAUAUGAACGAAGAAAUCAAACUAACCACGACAACAGAUCAAUUUUACCAGGACGAAAAGCGCAAUGACCAUUACUUAGUGCACUGGCACUACGCCCGAAGCUGCAGCCGCGUCUCCCCGGAGGGUGACGCCGCGCCUCAGUCACGCUACGACACGGAAGAAUCUCAAGUCCAGCCAAGCUUAUGGUUGAUGGUAAACCCUACUAUAGCGUGUCCAAUCAAGUACCCCAAACAUGUGUCCAGUACUCCAGCAUCCAUUUCACCAACACUGGAGUGUCCCCCAGGUCCAGCUGUCCCCUCCCACAGCCCUGUCACAUACAGCCACCCACCGUCUCCAACAGAGGAAUCCUUUCUUGCUUCUUCAUCCAGCGAGUACCUGCUAACAGACGACGAUGACGCGUCCUCUGUGGACGUCCCGAUUUGCCGGAAGACACGACUGCCUAAGGACAGGGUCCGGAAGCUGGGCUUGGCCCAAAGCAAACGCCUGCAGCGAGUGCUGCAGGAGAGCAACAACCUGAAGAGCGGGGCGUGGCCUCGGCCACCUGUCAACUACUGCAUCCUCAUCGCCAUGGCGCUCAACAGCAGCCGUGCGGGCAGCCUCAACGUACAGCAGAUCUAUAACUUCACCCGAGAGCACUUCCCCUUCUUCCAGACGGCUCCCGAUGGCUGGAAAAACACCAUACGACACAACCUCUGCUUCAGCAACAGCUUCACAAAGACUCCGCAGCAAGUGUCAAGCGAAGGUAAAAGGAAGUCUUGCCUGUGGCACUUGACCCUGGAUGGGCGGCGGCGUCUGCGGGACGAGAUACAGACACUCACGGGGGAGUCAUUCCGAGUUCUGAAGCGCAGCAUGAACAACCCUGAUAUGAUCCAGGCUCUGUUUAAUCUGUGACUGAUUACGUCCCGUAAGCAGCUGGAUGGUGGAAGACGGAAACUAGCUGGAAAAGCGAGACCAGUCGUUAGACCGCAGUCGAGAAACGCAAACGGCUAACGAGUGUUAAUUACAUCUCAGCAGAACAUUUUCUUUAAAUUAUGGCAAGUCGAUGUGUGUGGGGUUUUUUUUUUUCGUGGCGAUCAUAUGGACAGACUCAUUGCGACGACUAUUGUUGCCUUUCACUGUAAAUAAACGCACAUUUUCGGAAA
This is a messenger RNA of Brienomyrus brachyistius, 1368 nucleotides long. RefSeq names its product forkhead box R1 (gene foxr1). Lineage: Eukaryota; Metazoa; Chordata; Actinopteri; Osteoglossiformes; Mormyridae. The record is from RefSeq and is a predicted model, not a curated record. Bases 158 to 1117 code for a protein of 319 amino acids. Gene Ontology annotation, molecular function: sequence-specific double-stranded DNA binding; DNA-binding transcription factor activity. Gene Ontology annotation, cellular component: nucleus. The transcript is spliced from 6 exons. Gene Ontology annotation, biological process: regulation of DNA-templated transcription.